UAAUCAAAUUUCGUAAUUUUUUUCGUGAACCAAGUCUCUUUCCUACCUCAUGACCGUGAGAACUUUGAAAAACUCGUAGGAAAAUAACACCAACUUAUUUAUAUAUAUAAUAAAGCACCAGAGAGAGCUCUCUCCCCCACUACUAAAUAGACUUCCUUCUCAUUAGAUCUAUUCAUCGUCACUGAUGAAUCGGAGCGAGGGUUUGAUGGCCCACCGCUCCCCAGUGCUGUCGCUGGCCGUAACCGCCCUCGCCGUGGCAGUAUUCUUCUCCGCCACCGCCCCCCUGGCCUCCGCCGCCAACUCACCGCCGGCCUACACCAACCACACUGUCGGCGGCGUCGCCGGCUGGCUCUUCAACUCCUCCUCCAACUCCUCCGCGACCAACUACUCCGCCUGGGCCAAAUCCCAGAAAUUCUUUCUGGGCGAUUACCUCAUUUUUAACACGAAUGCGAACGCGAGGGUGAUCCAGACCAAGAAUGAGACGACGUACCAGAAAUGCAGUACCGACGAGGACAACGGCGACGACACCUUCGUCUACUCCCCCACCGCUGGUGGCCCCGGAGGGGCUGCUGCGGCGGCGCUGGCGGUGCCGCUGACGGAGGAGGGGUUGAACUACUUCUUCUCGGACGCGGACGACGGGAUCCAGUGCUUCCAGGGGAUGCGGUUCCAGAUCUCGGUGGCGCACGGCCUAGGGCUGCCGCCGGCGCUCAGCCAGCCACCGCCGCCGCCGUACAAGGACCCGUCGCCCCCGCCGAUGUCGUCGUCGUCGACGAUCCCGGGGACCAGCGACCAGGGGGAGAGGUUCUACAAUGGGGCUUCGCCGGCGAGGGUGAUCGGUGGCGGGGUCUGCGGACUUGCUUUUUGGGGCUUUUUUGGCGUUUUCUUGGUGUAAGAGGGGGUCGGGAUUCCGCGUUGAGCUGAGCUGGCCUCCAUUUUUUUCAGUUGCUUAAUUUAUAUUUAAACCUAGUAUUUUAUUUCUGUUUUGUUUACUUUUUAGUUCUGGAUCCACAGGCAUGAAUAAUAAUAAAAAUUUCGGGAUUAGUAGUGACAUUUUAAUAA
Molecule: messenger RNA, 1059 nt
Organism: Phoenix dactylifera (date palm)
Lineage: Eukaryota; Viridiplantae; Streptophyta; Magnoliopsida; Arecales; Arecaceae
Product: early nodulin-like protein 18
Cellular component (GO): plasma membrane
Molecular function (GO): electron transfer activity
Source: RefSeq, a predicted model, not a curated record